AAAUACAUGAACAAGUCAAUAAAUUAACUUUCUUCACUAAAACAUCAAUGAAGGUUAGAUAGAUAUAACAGAAAAGUGAUAUUUACAAAAGCAGACUGGGAUGUUGUGAGCCGGACACCGCAGACGCCCAAGUACCGCAAAAUCCCUCCUAAAUAUUAUUAAACCACAAUAAAACACGUGAUUUAAACGCUCUUAGCUAACUGCAUCCCUUUAAACAUCCCCAGGAAAAAACAAACAAGCCAUUAAACCCUAUGAAAUAAGAACCAGAACCCCAAACAAACCCACAUUUCCCCCAGCGCCGAUCGUAAACACCAGGAGUAUUUAUACGCAACAAAACAAGAAUUACAACAUAACCAAGCAACGAAACUUAACGAGACUUGAGGAACUUAAUAACACAACAUCAUGCUCUGUGUGGGCGUAGCGGCGAGGCGCGGGCGGGCGUGGCAGGGCGUGGGCGGGAGGAGAUGGUGUGCAUCCCUGGUUGAGCAAGGGAGAGAGAAGCUCAGGGCGUUGGGGGAAGGAGAGGUGACCCUAGAGAAGGAUGCCACCUCUGGGGUCGCUACCAUUACCCUGAGAAAUGCCAAGAGGAGGAAUGCUUUGUCAGGCAGAAUGAUGGUACAGCUAGCAGACACCAUCCACACGGUCUCCAACUGGACAGAAGGCAAGGCAGUGAUUUUAAAAGCUGAAGGCGAUUAUUUUUGCUCCGGAGGUGACCUGACCACCGUCCGCGCCAUCAGCAACCCUAGAGAUGGCCUGCUCAUGUCCUCCCUCAUGCACGACACCCUGACUCGCUUGUACACCCUGCCAGCACCCUCCGUUUGCCUCGUACAUGGCCCUGCAUUAGGGGGAGGCGCAGAGGUGACGACCGCGACAGAUUUCCGAAUAUUUAGCGAAACUGGGAAUAUUUCUUUCGUCCAGGGGAGAAUGGGGGUCGUGACUGGGUGGGGAGGGACUAGACUCGCUCGACUUGUCCGGUACCCAACUGCCCUUGAAUUGCUCCUAACUGGCCGGAAAAUUGGCGCAGAAGAAGCUGUGUCGAUCGGAUUUGCGGAAUUUAUCGUCCGUUCGGAUACGAGACUUGCCGAAACGGAGGAGUGGAUGCGGGUGAGGGUGGUUGAUGUGGCUGAGGUCGUGCGGGGGUUCAAGCGGAUUGUCAUGGGUGCAAGACAUCUGCCGCUGGAGGAAAGUUUAGCGGAGGAAAGGAAAAUUUUCUCUCCACUGUGGGGGGCUGCUAACCUCAGAGCCCUCAGUAAAAAUAUUAAACAUAAAUAAAGAUUGAUAAUUGAGAGAAUAACAGAUAGAUGGUGGUGAUUGAAGGGGGAGGUGGUGAUAAUGAUAAUUAAUGGAAGGAGGAAGGCGUAAAAAUGUGAUAAUUGAAGGAGGUACUGAGAAAUGUUACGAUAAAUGAAGGGGAUAUAGAAAAUGAUGAUAGUUGAUGGGAGUAAGAGAAAAAUGGUGAUAAUUAAAGGGAAUAGAGAAAAAAUAUGAUAAAAGGGGAAUAAGGGAAAAAAUUAUAAACUUAAAUAGUAAAAAAAUGAUAAUUGGAGGAAACAGCAAAUAAACACAAUAAUUAAAAGAAUAUUCAGGAUAAACAGACACUGAUAAAUGAAGAGAACAGAAGAAAAACGUGAUAAUUAAAGGGAAUAGAAGAAAAACAAUGAUAAUGAGCGUACAGCAGGGAGACUUGAUAAAUGGAGGAAUAAGACACAAAUAUUGAUAAUAAAUAGAGUGGAAGAGAUAAACUGUGAUAAAAUUCAGUGUAUAGCAAAAAAUUCGUGAUAAAUUUGAGUGUGAAUGAAGAAAAUUAAGAUAAAAUGAAAAAUAGAGAAAUAAUGAUGAUAAAUGAGAUGAAUAGCAAAAACCAUGAUAAACGUAAAUAGAAAAUUAUAAAAAUAGAGAAAUAAUGAUGAUAAAUGAGGUGUAUAGGAGAAAUCAUGAUAAAUUUGAGUGUGAAUGAAGAAAAUGAUGAUAAGGUGAAAAAUAGAGAGAAAUAAUGAUGAUAAAUGAGGUGGAUAGGAGAAAUCAUGAUAAAUUUGUGUAAAUAGAGAAAAUGACAAGUAGUUUGGAUUAUUUAAGUUAUUUUUUUAGUAUUUUAUUGUAAUUAUUGUAUAGAUUGUGUGAAUGUGCAAAUAUUAAUUACAUUUUGCAUAAGUAAUAAUUAUAAUUGUGAAAGAAAUUA
Messenger RNA from Scylla paramamosain (green mud crab), 2179 nucleotides. RefSeq names its product ethylmalonyl-CoA decarboxylase-like. The record is from RefSeq and is a predicted model, not a curated record. Gene Ontology annotation, cellular component: cytosol. Gene Ontology annotation, biological process: fatty acid beta-oxidation. Lineage: Eukaryota; Metazoa; Arthropoda; Malacostraca; Decapoda; Portunidae.